Molecule: messenger RNA, 7351 nt
Organism: Brassica rapa (field mustard)
Lineage: Eukaryota; Viridiplantae; Streptophyta; Magnoliopsida; Brassicales; Brassicaceae
Product: CHD3-type chromatin-remodeling factor PICKLE-like
Biological process (GO): chromatin remodeling
Cellular component (GO): chromatin; nucleus
Molecular function (GO): ATP binding; ATP-dependent chromatin remodeler activity; chromatin binding
Source: RefSeq, a predicted model, not a curated record
AAAGAUAAUUUAUAUAUAUAUUGUAUUGUUAUCUGAAAAAUUAUUUUAGUACAAAGUUAAAAAAACAUAAAUUCUAUAACUAAAAGUAGAAUAUUGAGUUAUUUUAAAAUUUAUUUUAGUAUAAUGAAUAUAGUGUACAAAUAACUUUUCAAAAAUUUAUGAAAAUAUUUAAACCCGCAUUGCAGGCAAAACACCUAGUAUAAAAUUAUACGGCAAAAUCUAUGUUGGUAGUAGCAAAGAAAAACUAAGAAAAUACAUUCCACGAAUAAACCACCAACAUAAUUUAAUUGUUUUAGCCUUAGUUUCAAAAAAUAAAACACCAACAUGACUAUAUAUUGACCAAUACACGAACAAUUUGAUGGGGGUAUGCAAAAUGCAAAACACUAUCAAAACGCUCAAGCCAUUAUAACACUCAUCAUUGCCAAGUUCUCAUAGCUGGUUACUCAUAAGAGAUCACUUUGACAAAAUGCACGCGAACCCAAAAUGUCCGAAUUGGUCUAAUAAAGAAAACGAUAAUAAUACGUUGACAAGAUACACUAAAGUGAAAGCGGAUCGAGCGUUGCGGAUCUAGCGGAUCAAGCGAAUCAAGCGGAACAAGAGCGGAUCAAGCGGAUCUAGCGGUACAAGUGUGGAUCGAGCGGAUCUAGCGGUUCAAAACAUAUGUUUGAAUGGUAAAAUCGGAUAAAAGAUAGUUCAAAUUACUGUAUAAAUCUAUAAUAAAUUUCUAAAAUAAUAAAAUUUCUAUUUAAAUGGAAUUACAAAAUUUAUUAUUUCAAAAAACUACUAAAUACAACAAAUCCGUGUUACUUUUAUUAAAAAUAAAAAAAUAACACAAAAUUAAAUACAAUAUGGGUAAAAAAUACUACAUAAUAUUUUUAUUAGCUCACAAUGCAUUUGUAAUAUGUUCACUGAUAAUCGCCAUUAAUUCUCAUCAGUAUAUUUGGAUAAUUUAAAUUCUUUGGAUAAAAAGUAUUCUAGUAAUUUAUUUUUUUAGGUAUUUUGAUUUAUAAAUAAUAUUUUAUGAUUAUAUGAUUAAUUUUUGUUUGGUUCGGUUCAUCUUUUUAGUUUUAGAUAAAUAUGAUAAGACCUAGUAAUUCAUAACAGAUCAAUAAAUAGGAACAAGCGAAGAACAAACAUGAUGGGCAUAAUUAUAUAAACUCUUGGUUACAAAUUUUUAAAUAUUUUAAGACUUACAUUAUCAUAUAUAAAGAUUUAAAUUAAUCGAUAGUUUAAUCACUAGUGAAAACAUAUGAUUAUCUUAAAACAGUAAUAUUAGAAAUAUAAAAAGUUAGAAAGUGGUUCAGCCCACUCCAAAUAGCUAGUAACUCUACUGUGCAUAGCGGUUCUUGUAUUUUCUUCAUAAGAGUUCGACCACUUUUACUGUAACGUAUCAAAUCACUAUUUUUUAUUAAGAACUACUUUUCUAUCUAAUUAAUUGUGAAUGGCAAAAAAUAGACAGCUCUCCCACCGUGAUGGAUGGUCCAUCUUUGUUCCACCUCCCAUUCGGAACCUAAGACUCGGAUUAUGUUGCGGCAUACACUUUAGCAAAUAAAACUAGAUCUUGAUCCACGUAACCGCACGAGUUUUUGUUUUCAUUUAUUUUUAUAUAAAUAUUUUCUUUUCAAUUCUAAAUUGAUAUUAUAUAUAUAUAUAUAUCUAUUAAUUUUUAAAACAAAAUAAGUUUAAGGUAUAUUUUUUCCAUUGAAUAGAUUGUUUCAAAUUUUUACAUGUAUUUGUAUUUUCUUCUAUAUAUAUAUUUUCUGAUUAUUAUUUCAUUAUUAAACUCGUAACUAUAUAUAUACAAAUAUUAGUAAAAUAUUUUUUUUUGUCAUAUUCAAAAAUAUUGUAUCAUUUCACAAAUUUAACAAGUUUUUAAAAAAUUAAACUUUUCCAUUCACAGAUUUAUAUAAUCGAGUAAAAAAUUAAGCAUUUAGUUUUUGUUUAAUUUUUAAAAUAAACUAUAUAGUUUAAAAUUUAUUUUCAUUGGUUUAAAGUAGUAAAGAUUAAUCAUUGUUAGAUAUUUUGUUAUUUAAAAAAAAUCUUCAUAUCGACAAAUAUUUAAAUAAUUAACAUAUGGAGGUAUAAUAUUACAACAUUAGAUUAUAUCUAUUUAAUUUUAUUAUCUAUAAAUCCAAUGAAUCAUGUAUUGUUUAAAUUCAAUUAUUUAUAGCCCAAUAAAAAUUUCUGGUAUGUCCAAAAUUUAAAUGAUAAGAUUAGAGAUUAAACGUAACAUAACUUUCUAGGAAUAUGUCCAUUUUAAAAAAACGCAUGAAUCAAGGUUGUGACUUAUGUUUUAAUAUAUAAGAUACAAUAACACAAGAGAUAAACAAAAUUAAUUAUUAUUCCCUCCAUUUCGUAUUAUUUGUCGUUUUAGAGUUAAAAUUUUGUUUCAUUUUUAAGUGACGUUUUAUGUUUUCAAUGCAAAUUAAUAACAAUAUUUUCUGUUUUAUUUUUCUAUUGGUUGAAAUACGGUUUAGUGUAUAGGCAAUGAUAUUUUUAUUUUGGAAAUAUGCAAAAUUAAAUAUUUUCUUAAUUUGUAUGAAUAAACCUAAAACGACAAAUAAAGUGAAACGGAGAUAGUACAAAACUGGAAAAUAACCAAUUUCAGACCUAUUUUAUUAUGAUUUCUUAUCAAUUACAUCAAAUUGAUAUUAUUAUUUUAUUUUCUUAUAAAUUUAAAUCAUAAUUUUUACAUGUUUCGAAUUUGAUUAAAGUUUAAUGAUUAUUUUAUUUUCUUACAAAUAUUAUAGCUAAUAAAUAGCAUGCUAAUUCAUAAUUGCCUAUUUUUUGUACUUUUUUUUUUAAAUUUGUUCAUUAUAUAUCUUAGACAUGGAUAAAUGUUAGAUUUUUUUUAUAUAAUACCCAAUAUUGUUGACAUAAUUUACGCUAAAAUGCUAAAGUAUAAAAUUAAGUACAAAUAUAAUAUUUAGAGCAUCUCCAAUGUUUAACUUCAUUUUUUUCUUCAAAAUUUGUAGUUCUUCAAAAAAUAAAGCAACAUGCUCUCCAUUGGUUUUCUUCAUAUUUUUCUUCAAAAUGGAAUAUUCUAAGUAUAUUCUACCACCACUUUAUAAUUAAUUAUUAAUAACACCUUAUUUUUUUCAAACUUACUAAUUUUACCCAUAUGUUUUGUUUUAACAUUAGUUUGACCCAAUUACUAUUUAUUAUAAAUUAAUAAUUAUUAUAUAAUACAAUUAUUACACAUAACAUAAAUAAAUAAACAAAAGAUUUUAUAAAAAGCACUAAAUACAUGUAUCUCUUAAGUGAUUAAAAAUGUAUUUUAAAACAAAAAAUGAGCUUAUUUUAUUCUAAAUUCUUUUAAAUCGAACAUAAAAUUCUUAGAAAUCAAUAAAUUUCAUAUUCUUCGUUAUUGAUAUUCAAUUAGAUAUAAGUAAUAAUGUAAAAUUUAAAGUUAAUUGGAUGACAUUAACACUUUUAAUUUGUUAAAGUAAAAAAUGACAAUAAAUAAAAGCUAAGGAUUGAUUUGUAAAUAAAAGAGUUCAUCUUCAAAAAAUGAAAAACUGAACAGUAUUUCUUCAAAUUUGAAGAAAUACUGUUCAAUUCUUCAAAAUUUGAAGAAGUGAAGAAAAAAAUGAAGUACCAAUAGAAUAAAAAAUAAAGCACCAUUGGAAAUGCUUUUACAUUUAGAAAUACGAUUACAUUUACAAAUAUAUCAUUAAAUACAAACACAAAUUAAAUACUCGCUACCGUGCGCAGAUCAAAGGUCUAGUAAAAUCUUAUUACUAAAAUCUUAUUAUUCGACACAUGUUAAAAUUUGUAGUUUGUAUAACCGUUGCAAAUCUUGUGAAAUUAAUCAUCAACCUCUUAAAAUCUAUAACUUCUGCAAGAAUAUCUGCCACUUGUCUUUACAAUAGGAAACUUUAGCUUCAUACUAUUGGUGACAAGCAAAUAUGCUAAACUUUAUAUAAUCUGAAUUGCAUGUAUAAGAUUUUCCCCAUUGCAAAUGAUUGAUUUUUGAUUUGGUUCAAUGUACUAAACUUUUUUUUUCCAUAGUAACCAUAUAAACUUAGGGAACAAAUCUUUCUGGUCAACUUCUCAGAAAAGAAAACUUAAGGUUUAAAAUAAUUACUUUUCUUUCCUAAACUAUGUAUAUAUUUGGUAAAAAAUGUAAAUUACAGUUCUUAUUUGUUGCAAGUGUAAAUGUACAAUAUAAAUGGGGUUACCACACAUUUUGUAAGAGAUAAGAUUGAAACAAAUGAUCACCACACUUCCUUCAAUAUAAAGAUGUAUUAGUCGAAUCAGUAAAGAACCACCCCUCCCCCCCCCCCCCCCCCCCCCCCCCCCGGUUACGUUCUAACGCCUGCGUUUGCACACUCCUCUGUCGUAUUCCAUUUUGUGGGUUUCGUAGAUAUUUCUCAUCAGACAACUUAAUCUGAGAAACAAAGGUCGCGAUCCUCUCUCUUACUCAUCGUGGCCCUUUUCCCUGAACUCAAAUAUCGAGAACGUGUUUGUAUGUUUGGAACUCUAAUGACUGAACAAGUUCAAUUGCUUUUGAUUUAGCUGCCUUCUUUGUCUUAAAAGAUUUUUUAUGUGUGUGUUUGUUGUUGUUGAGUUUGCAAAUAUCUGGUUUUUGAGUAUUGAUCUUCUCAUACCUAACUUAAGGGUGCAAUAUGAUUAUUAGUUUUUCGAGAGAUGUGUACGUGAAUGACUCUUGAUUUCUGAAUUUGGAUCUCUAAUCAGAUCUAGAACUGAUGAUAUUGAAGAUGAUAAAAUUUUCUGAUAAGGUUUGUAGGACUCACCGAGUUUUCCGUUCAUCUUCCCGCUUAGGUUUUUUGAAUUUCAUCAUAAUCAUUUUAUUUUGUCAAGCAUGUUGAUUAGGCAUGAUCUUUAGCUUAUGUUCAUGAUGUCAAAUAAUUUACUCUUUAGCGUUUGAUAUCAUAUGUGAAGAACGUCCGCUUAAUUACCACAUGUUGUUUUUUUAUACAUUUGGCUCGUUUUUUUGUUUGUAUUCAAUCUCUAAGCUAGGUGAUUGUUACGAUUUGUCUCUUUAAUCUAUUGAAUCAUUCUUGUGGUGUUAUCUUGCAGAGAUAUGGCUGUCUUGGUUGGUAGGCUGAGUGCACGACCAGAUCGUACACCAGUUUACACUCCAGAUGAAGCGGUUAGUCAUCUUCUAGCGAUGGAAAAGAUCUUGGAAUGCCAAAUGCGUCCUAUGGCAUCUAACCGUCCUGUACCAAAGCAAGUCUUUGUGAAUCAAUAUCUUGUGAAAUGGAAAGGGUUCUCGUAUCUACACUGCUCUUGGGUGCCCGAGCAUGAGUUCGAGAAGGCUUACAAGUCCCUUCGUGGUUUAGAAACCAUGGUGAACCAAUUCCAUUCUACAAUGGAGUCACUCGGUAACAAAGUAUAUGAUUUUGUUGCCAUUCCUCCCGAGUGGACCACUGUUGACCGGAUUAUAUCCUUUCGGGAAGAAGAUGGUCAGAGGAAGUACCUGGUGAAGUUCAAAGGACUUUCCUAUGCUGAAUGUUACUGGGAAUCUGAAUCAGACAUCUCAACCUUCCAGAACGAAUUUCGAAGGUUCUUUGAUAUAAACUUUGGUAAUCGCAGAGGUAUGUAUGUUGACCAUGAGAGAAAUCAUGAAGGUUUCAAACAGAUAACUAGUCUUACGCCUAAAUUUAUCACAGGCUCAUUGCAGCCGUACCACCUUGAAGGACUUAACUUUUUGAGGUCUGCGUGGUCAAACCGAACUCAUGUAGUCCUCGCCGAUAACAUGUGGCUAGGCACAAGAAUUCAAAGCAUUGCCUUUUUAGCUUCGCUUUUUGCGGAAAACGUGGCUCCGUUUUUGGUAGUGGCUCCUAGUUCCACUCUGCGGAACUGGGAGAUAGGAUUUACCACAUGGGCACCACAGAUGAAUGUGGUUGUGUACGGUGGUACUUCUCAAGCUCGUACUGUUAUUAUACAGCACGAGUUUUACUUACCAAGGGGUCGUAUGAAUGGAGUCCGUGGAGAAACCAACAGAAUUAAGUUUGAUGUCAUCCUCACGUCUUAUGAGAUACUUGACGUAGACACAGCAGUCCUAAAACCAAUCAAGUGGAAAUGCACGAUUGUUGAUGACGGCCAUCGGUUGGAAAAUGAGAAUCCAAAGCUGUUCUAUUCGCUGAAGCAGUUUACGUGUGAGCAUCACAUUCUUUUAACAGGAAGACCACUUCAGGUGGUAAAUUCUGAGCAACAAGCUGAGCAGCUCAGUGCUCUUGGAAAGAGAAAGAGAAACCGUAAGCAGAUUGUUGAAAAAGAAGCUGAACCAACUGAUGGUGAAGAAGCUAGACAAGGAAACAAGAAGACUAGAUGGCCUUACCGUAGAAGGACUCACCGUAGAAAGACUCACCUUUGUUCGGGGCCAAGACCUUUGAUAGAAGGCCAAGGGAAAUCUCUGAGGGUGUUAGGUUUUAGGGAGAGCCAAAGGAAGACUUUCUUAGAUACGUUGAUGAGGUAUGGAGUUGGAAACUAUGAUUGGAAGGAGUUUGUUUAUCCUUUAAUGUGGAAGACCUAUGAUGAAAUAAACAAUUAUGGAAAUUUUUUCCUGGAGCUCAUCAUCAAAGACACUCAAGAUACUAAUCCUCCAACCUUUUCAGAUAUGGUCCCAAAGAUAGGACUAACUCGUGACAAAGUACUUGCCAGAAUUACUGUUAUGAUGCUACUACAAGAGAAGGUGAAACUUAUAGAAAACCAUCCAAGUAAAACUGUUUUCCCCGACCCUAUUAUCGGAAGAUUCGCUGCACUAAAAAAUGAAAGAAAUUGGAACAAGGAACAUGACAAGUUACUGUUGCGUGCCGUUUCUAAGCACGGGUUUGGGAAAUGGAUAGACAUUGUUAAAGACAAAGAGUUCGAGCUGGAACAACUCAUCUGCAAAGCACUGAAGGUCCCUGUUGAAAAUUUGACUCGUACUAAUCCAGACCAGAAAGAUCCGCACAGACAACUUGCUGACUAUUUGAGAAAACGAUUUGAAAUUCUGGAGAAUGCAAUGAGUGAUGAGUGUGCUGAUACUUACUACCGUAAUGGGAGAAGACCUGAUGAACAUCCCUUAUUGGAUAUUGCCAUUGCCGACAUAAGGAGGAGGGUAAGUGUCAUGUGAAGAUAUGGUGAUGUUGAGAAGGACUCAGAAGAGAGCUGCAGAAGAUAUUACUGUUAAUAUGGAGGAAACAGAAGUUGAGGUCAUUGUAUCGGAUUGUUUUGAACCUAGAACCAAAACAUAGCUGAUAUGUUUUGGAGUUAUUGUUACUUUCAUUAGCCUAUUAUUUGGGAUUUGACUGGAUUUUUAUUUGGGAUGUGGCUGGAUUGUUACUUUUAUUAACUAUAUAUUAUUGGGGAUUUGACUGAAUAUAUACUUUGCUUAUAUUUA